Messenger RNA from Paraphaeosphaeria sporulosa, 859 nucleotides. RefSeq lists its product as uncharacterized. Bases 7 to 681 code for a protein of 224 amino acids. The record is from RefSeq and is a predicted model, not a curated record. Gene Ontology annotation, molecular function: oxidoreductase activity, acting on NAD(P)H. The transcript is spliced from 2 exons. Lineage: Eukaryota; Fungi; Ascomycota; Dothideomycetes; Pleosporales; Didymosphaeriaceae.
CAGGAGAUGCCGAUCCCAUGGCCUGACAACCCAUUGAAGGAGAAGGUACCGAUUCUGAUCUAUGGCGGGAGUUCGGCAACGGGCGCACUUGCAAUCCAGUUUGCCAAGCUGUCCGGUUUUGAGGUUUUGACCACAGCAGGAAAAUCCAACUUCGACUACGUCAAGUCAUUGGGCGCAGACGCUGUAUUCGAUUCGCGCUCACCCACUGUGGGCGAAGACAUUCGAGCGUACACCAACGACAGACUGUACUACGCCUGGGAUACCAUUGGUGAACACGGCAGUCCGGAAGCUUCAGCGAAAGCGCUCGCCUCAAAGGCACCGGAAGGCCAGCAGCUGUACUACGGCACCAUUCUUCUCAAGGAUAUUGCGCAUUUCAUCGAGCGCAAUGGCAAAUUUGUAGAGCGGCCAGACGACGUUGUCUUUUCAAUGUCGAUUGGAUAUACAGCGGCGGGCGAAGCGUUCCAUAUCCGAGGUGCCGAGUUCAAAGCGCGCCCCGAGGACUUUGCAUUUGCGAAGAAGUGGAUGCCUUUUGCAGGCGAUCUACUCGCUCAGCAAAAGAUCAAACCGCAUCGUGCAGAAGUAAGAGAGGGUGGUUUCGAAGCGAUAACGAGCGGAUUGAAAGAUUUGAAGGAUGGUAAGAUCAGCGGUGUGAAGGUGGUGUAUCGCGUCGCGGAGCUGUAGAACAGGUAUAUGGACUUAUGUUGAGGACAGCAUCUUCAUGUUCCGCAUCGUAUCAUCGCGCGUACUAUCAGCAAGACAUCUUGAACAUUUCUAUCCAGCAUAUCAGGUCUUUCAGAUCGACUAUCAGGCGGAGUUAGUGUAGAACGGAAUGCAGGGCGGGUCGCACAACAUACAGCAC